Messenger RNA from Electrophorus electricus (electric eel), 1072 nucleotides. The record is from RefSeq and is a predicted model, not a curated record. NCBI's taxonomy places the organism in Eukaryota, Metazoa, Chordata, Actinopteri, Gymnotiformes, Gymnotidae.
CAGUCUCAGUGCUGGAUCCUGCUUGCCACCUGCUCUCCUAGGUGAGAACCUCUGCACUAGCUCUUCUCAAUCCAGCUUGUCUUGCUUAUAGCAACAGGAGGGAUUUUAAGGAUUUAAAUUUUUGAUUAUUUUUUUUUUGGAACCAACGUCAAGUGCCUUCUCUCAGGAUCUUUUUUGAAAGCAAAGGCAGAUUUUUUUUAAAACUUGAUCUGCUAUAAGAGAAGAAAAGAAAUUGUACCUUGUUUUAAAAAGGGCUUUGGGCUACCGCUCCUGAUAUUUUGUCAUAUUCCAGUUCAGAUAUUUCACCAGUAGUGACGUGGUAACUAUAAGGACCCGAGGCAAACAAGAAGCCAAGAUGUCUGAGAAAAAAAUGUCAUCGAGUCGGAGGCAUCAGCUAAAGAGCUUGAUGCUCUCCAUUGCGAAGAGUCGGCUGGAAGCUGAGGUAAUAGCAAUUGAAGGAGCGAAGAAGACUUAUAUGGAGGAAAACUGCCCAGGCCCGGACCUCUCAGGCUCUAUGGCUGACCUUCAGGAGCUAUGCAAGAAGCUCCAUGCAAAGAUUGACAAAAUUGAUGAGGAACGAUAUGACAUGGAAACCAAAGUGAGCAAGGCCAACAAGGAGAUCGAGGACCUGAAGAUCAAAGUUCAGGACCUGCAGGGCAAGUUCAAGAAGCCAGCUCUGAAGAAAGUUCGUCUGUCUGCCGACCAGAUGCUUCAGGCUCUGCUGGGCUCCAAGCACAAGGUGAACCUGGACCUAAGAGCCAACUUGAAACAAGUGAAGAAGGAGGUCAAAGAGGAGGACAAGGAACCUGUGGGGGACUGGCGUAAGAAUAUUGACGAAAAGGCAGGCAUGGAUGGCAGGAAGAAGAUGUUUGAGACCUCCUAAAUGACCUUCCUUACUGCUCUAUUUAUAAUCUAUGACUGUUUUGUAUAUGACCAUCAAUUAUCUGACUAUAGCCAGUAUAUUUAAAAACAAAUUGGCAAUUUGUAUUAUUUCUGUCUUUGAACAGCAAAUAUUGUACAAGCAUGACUGAAGUUAAGACAUCUAAAAUAAAUAUCAAAAGUAUCUUAAUGA